AUGAGGGUCAUUUUGCUCCAAUUGAAGGAGAACGCCGAUGAGAGUCUGCAGAGAGCGUGGAAGAACGGAGCUGCUAAAGUUCUUCAAUCGGCACUAGCAAGAAUGGGAUGCACGUGUGCCAUUGAGGUCAACGAGGGCAAGGAUGGUCGUUGGAUGGCAGAAGUGAAUAGCCAGACCACCGGCACGAUCUUGGAGACACAUUUCAAUCUUGGACAGGUCGAUGAGGAUGGUGAGGAGAAGCAACUGGAGGUGAACGCGAAGGCAAGUGCGCAGGAUCCUUCAGGUGCAGUGGAUGCUGGAAAUGGAAGCCGGGAUGUUUCUAUGCCACCAGUUGAAGGUGAUUCGAAGCAACUGGUGCAUAUGUUCUAUGUGCGCUUGCAUGUGCCAAAGUAUAUGGAAGGACGGGAUGGUGCCAGGAAGGUUUUGAAUCCACAUGUGCCAGAAGGAUGCCGUUUGUUGCGCUGCGUGGCCUUGCAAAAUGGUGGCGGUGUCCGAGCCGAUUUGCUUGCCUCGAGGAAGGACUAUGAUGUUUUUGUCAAGGAAGUGGCAAAGCUUGGACGGGUGCAGCAGUUGGAGACAGGAGAUCUGAACAAGGAAAAGGAAGUUCGAGCGGAAACGAAGCGCAAAGCGGAAACCCUGGCCCAUGCGGCUCAGUUUGCCGAGCGUUUGUUCGAAGCAUUUGGUUCUGGGGGCAAACAGAGCAAGCGCCGGCAGGUGGUGGGCCAUUUGAGUGAGGCCUUCGCCACAAGCGUGCGUGUCCAAGCAUCCCAUCUUGGCUCUGCGCAAAGCUCGGUCAUGGACAACAGUUCCUGCGGAGAGAAUGAGGAGGAAGAGGUGGGGAAGUGA
Molecule: messenger RNA, 846 nt
Organism: Cladocopium goreaui
Lineage: Eukaryota; Dinophyceae; Suessiales; Symbiodiniaceae
Source: the annotation of a GenBank genome assembly